UUUGGGGGGGUGCAUUAUUUUAUUUGUUAUUUACUAAACAGACUAUCAACAAAAUGUGUAUGAAGAUUCAUUUUUGAUAAAAGGUCAAAUAGAAAAUCGCAGAGGAAAUAGGAGGAUUCAGCCCAGAGGAGACCAAUCAAGAACAGAAUCACAUUACGGAUUAGCUGUUGGUAAUUAGAGUCGGCCGAAGAAGAAGAAGCUGAGCGAGCAGACAGCAACACAGACAAGAGGAUUAUUAUUACUGGAUUAUCGCCACUAUUUUAGCAUAUAUCAUAUUUAUUCCCAGCCAUGGAGUUGUCUGAAAUACUGUACAACAAAGCAGAGUACAUUGAAACGGCUUCCGGUAACAAAGUGAGCAGACAGUCUGUGCUGUGUGGGAGUCAAAACAUCGUACUCAAUGGCAAAACUAUUGUCAUGAAUGACUGCAUCAUCAGAGGAGACCUGGCUAACGUCAGGGUGGGCAGACACUGUGUGGUGAAGAGCAGGAGCGUCAUUCGACCACCAUUCAAAAGUUCAGCAAAGGGGGUGGCGUUCUUUCCGCUUCACAUCGGAGACCACGUCUUCAUCGAGGAGGACUGCGUGGUCAACGCAGCACAGAUAGGUUCCUACGUCCACAUUGGCAAGAACUGUGUCAUAGGUCGUCGCUGUGUGCUCAAGGACUGCUGCAAGAUCUUAGACAACACGGUGCUCCCUCCUGAGACCGUGGUGCCGCCUUUUACCGUCUUCUCCGGAUGCCCAGGUCUAUUUUCAGGAGAGCUCCCAGAGUGCACGCAGGACCUCAUGAUCGAUGUAACCAAGAGUUAUUACCAGAAGUUCUUGCCGCUCAGCCAGAUCUGAGUCCUGCCUCAAAACCGCCAGUCGGAUCCACACCCUCUCCAGCCAGUUCCAGGUCGGGGUCUCUCACCAGAAACAAGGACUCUUAAGAGCUCUCCUUCUAUCCUCCACCUCACAAAGGCCCCGACUUUCUCUGCCCCAAGGACACACAUGUUGUCCUUUUAAAGAACAUUUAUAUGAUUUUACAGUAGUUUAUAGCUGCAGGAGGCAAUUGUGCAUGUUUGCAGCUCCAAAUUGCAACGCGAGUCUUGAAGUCUUUGCUAAACCAGAAGCUCAAGGACCUCGGAGCGGCUGCCGAUGAUCACAAUCUUCGCUCACCGGCAGCAGCCGCAGGUUAAGGGGAGGAGCUACGGGAGGGAGGAGAAGUGUGCAGGUGUGUAUGAACAAAGCUUGAAAUAAUACUGUACGACACCCGUGGACCAAAUCAAAAGCAUCAGCGGUAGUGAUUGAGGAUGUUGGCUGUUUAUGUGCAUCCCUCAUGUCCACAUUUCAUUUUGGAAAACGUAGAAGGAAACUUAAAUCAGCGAUUUGUGAAAUGUGUUCUCUUUUAUUCCGUCGUUUUAUUUCUAAGGUUGAAGAGCUCGUUUUCUUUCUCCUUCACUGGCUCACGGAAUUCAUCAUAAAGCUUAUUUAAUACCGUGUGGAAUUUUUAUUUUGUUAUGUUUUCAAAGGAUAAACUGCCCCCCGUGUUCAGCCAAAGCCAACAUCGAAAACAGUUCAGCAAUUAAAUAAAUAUAAAUGCUUGAAAAAAAUCAA
Messenger RNA from Cyclopterus lumpus (lumpfish), 1590 nucleotides. RefSeq names its product dynactin 5 (gene dctn5). The record is from RefSeq and is a predicted model, not a curated record. The transcript has 7 exons. Bases 289 to 837 code for a protein of 182 amino acids. Lineage: Eukaryota; Metazoa; Chordata; Actinopteri; Perciformes; Cyclopteridae.